Medicago truncatula (barrel medic) is the source of this 890-nucleotide messenger RNA. Its product is annotated as auxin-binding protein ABP19a. Gene Ontology annotation, molecular function: manganese ion binding. The transcript has a single exon. Bases 81 to 713 code for a protein of 210 amino acids. The record is from RefSeq and is a predicted model, not a curated record. Lineage: Eukaryota; Viridiplantae; Streptophyta; Magnoliopsida; Fabales; Fabaceae.
CAUAUUCACCAUUCCACUCUCUAUAUAUAGUAGAACCAAAUUGACCACAAAAACACACAAAACCUAACACUAUCAACAAAAUGAAGAUGAUUGUAGCUAUCUCCUUCAUUUUUUCUCUUCUUUCCCUUUCUCAUGCAUCAGUAGUAGAUUUCUGCGUAGCAGAUUACAAUUUACCAAAUGGCCCCGCCGGAUAUUCUUGCAAAACACCAUCAAAAGUAACCGAAAAUGACUUCGCCUACCACGGCCUAGCUGCAGCCGGAAACACCUCAAACAUUAUCAAAGCAGCUGUGACCCCUGCAUUCGACGCGCAAUUUGCUGGUUUAAACGGUCUUGGAAUUUCCCUUGCGCGUUUAGAUUUAGCCGCAGGUGGAGUUAUUCCACUUCACACUCACCCCGGUGCUUCGGAGGUGUUGGUUGUUAUUCAAGGAACAAUCUGUGCUGGUUUUGUUUCCUCUGCCAACACUGUUUACAUUAAAACACUUUACAAAGGUGAUGUUAUGGUUUUUCCACAAGGAUUGUUGCAUUUCCAAAUUAACAGUGGUGGUUCUAAUGCACUUGCUUUUGUUAGCUUUAGUAGUGCUAACCCUGGUUUACAGAUAUUGGAUUUUGCUUUGUUUAAAAGUGAUUUUCCAACGGAGUUGAUUACUGCAACUACUUUUAUUGAUGCUGCUGUAGUGAAGAAGCUUAAGGGUGUUCUUGGAGGUAGUGGUUAAAACUAUGAUGUUACUCAUGAAAGAAUGAGGAAUUAAUCUUGAGGAUUAGUGUGUUCUCUUUUAAUUUAAUUGUUGUUGGUUUUGUUUCUUGUUGUGUUUAAUUUGUUUUGAAGGAAUGUAACUUGAGAAAUUUGUGACAUGAGAUGAAUAAAUGUAUGUGUUGUAUUUUCUUGAAUA